AUGUAUCGCCAGGUUUUCGUUAGUAAUGAGUGCACGGAUUUACAAAGAAUUUUAUGGAGAUCAGAUAUUAAACAACCUCUGCAUCAUUACAGACUUAACACGGUUACUUAUGGAACGGCGUCAGCUGCAUUUUUGGCAAUUAGAAGUUUACAACAAAUUGCGCACGACAUCAAACAGGAUUUACCUCGGAUUAGCAGUAUUAUUUUGAGGGAUUUUUAUGUAGAUGAUUUGCUGACUGGCACGAAUACUAUCAGUCAAGCUUUUGAAAUAAAACGACAACUAACAGAGGCAUUACAACAUUAUGGUUUUGAAUUGAGAAAAUGGCAAUCGAAUAUAGAUGAAUUCGAGCAAAAUGAGGAAGGAACGGAUCAUUGUUUAACAAAGGAAAUCGAAACUAAAACUCUUGGAUUGGUUUGGAAUUCAGCUACGGAUACUUUACAUUACAGAGUUAAAUUCAUUCCUCCAACAUGCGGUGUAACAAAACGAACUAUACUAUCUACCAUAUCACAGAUUUUUGAUCCAUUGGGAUUAAUAGCACCUACUACUGUUAGAGCGAAGUUAGUCCUACAGAAACUGUGGCAAUUACAGACCCAUUGGGAUGAAUCGAUUCCUGAAGAGCUGCAUAGCACUUGGAUAAAGCUAUGUAAUGGUUUUUCAGCAUUGAAUACGAUCAAAAUUCACCGUCAUGCAUUUUUAAAUAACUUUGAUGAUUUUCAAAUACACGGUUUUUGCGAUGCUUCUCAGACUGCAUAUGGGGCUUGUAUUUACAUAAGGACAAGAAAGGGAAAUAAAGUAAGAACAUCAUUGUUAACUUCCAAAACAAGAGUGGCACCUUUAAAGGGGCUAACAGUACCGAGAUUAGAGCUUUGCGGAGCACUUUUAUUAGCGAACUUAUUGACGAAUACACUUAGAGCAUUAAAUAAUGUUCCUACGUCUAUCAUUCUUUGGUGCGAUUCAAUGAUAACAUUAAACUGGAUCAACUCGGAGCCAAGCAGAUGGCAAGUAUUUGUAUCAAAUCGAGUUGCACAAAUUCAAGAAUUAACCGAACAAAAUCAAUGGAGGCACAUUCCAUCUAUGGACAAUCCAGCAGAUCUGGCAUCCAGGGGAAUGGAUGCUUCAGCACUUGUAAAUGCAGAUAUUUGGUGGACUGGCCCUCAGUGGUUAUCACAAACGGAAGAGAAUUGGCCGAGCAAGGAAAUAAAAGGCAUAAGUGAGGUGCCAGAAGCUAGGAAAAAUAAAAUGGUAUUUAUAAACGUUCAAAAACUUGAUUUAUUUUCAAAAUAUUCAUCGUUACAUAGGUUACAAAGAGUUACAGCUUAUUGUUUAAAGUUUAUCGACAGAACUAAGAACAAAACUAAGAAUCCUUGUAGUGAAAUUUCUGGGGACGAGCUUAAAAAUGCUCUCUGGAAACUGAUAAGAAUUGCUCAGUUGGAAAGCUUUUCUAGCGAGAUUAAACGGUUAAAGGCUUUACAAAGCUUACCUAGUGACAGUGGUUUGUUGGGUUUGGAUCCAUUUCUCAUUGAUGACCUGUUGCGAGUUGGUGGUAGAUUGGCCAAUAGCGACUAUCCCUUUGAUGCCAGACACCCUAUUAUAUUACCAAAAGGACAUAAACUAACUUACCUGAUUAUGCGAGAUGAACACUUGCGUAACUUACAUGUUGGACCUCAGGGUCUUCUGGCAACUAUAAGACAAAGAUUUUGGCCAGUAAAUGGUUUAAAUACUAUAAAGGGAGUUUUACGAACAUGUAUUACUUGUUUUAGAGCUAAACCUAAGGAUGUAAUGUAUAAAAUGGCUAACUUACCGCGUGUUAGAGCUCUUGAAAGCAAGCCUUUUGAUAACGUUGGAAUAGAUUUCGCUGGACCGUUUAACAUAAAGGGCGGGAAAUUAAGAAAUCGAGCCAUUAUCAAGGCCUAUUUAUGUAUUUUUGUUUGCUUUACUACAAAGGCGGUACACCUGGAGGUGGUUGGUGAAUUGAGUACUGAUGCCUUUUUGAAUGCUUUAAAAAGGUUCAUUUCACGACGCGGAUUGUGUCAAGACAUUUACACAGACAACGGAACCAACUUCGUUGGCGCAAAUAAUCAUCUUAAGAAAUUGACUUUAGAAACACAGAAAAUUGAAGUAUUUUGUGCAAAAAAUCAUAUACGCUGGCAUUUCAUUCCUGUGCGAUCCCCUCAUUAUGGUGGUUUAUGGGAGGCGGCCGUUCGCUCGGCUAAAAAACAUUUUAAACGUGUUAUUGGUGAUAUUGUACUUACCUUUGAAGAACUGUAUACUGUUUUUGUGCAAAUUGAAUCCGUUUUGAAUUCACGUCCUCUUAUGCCUAUUUCCAAUCACCCUAAUGACCCGGGACAUUUUCUUAUCGGAAAACCUUUAAAUGCAUUGCCCCAGGAAAAUGUUACGGAGGUUCCAAGCAACAAGCUCAAGCAAUACCGAAGGUUGCAACAAAUGUACCAGCACUUUUGGCAGAGAUGGAGCACUGAAUAUAUUCAAACAUUGCAACAACGUACCAAGUGGCAACAACAGUACACCAAUGUCAAAAUUGAUGAUAUGGUGGUCAUCAAAGACGAACGCGCAGCACCGCAACAAUGGAAACUUGGUAGAGUCAUAGAAAUAUUACCCGGACAAGACGGUGUGGUUCGUACUGUGAAGUUGAAGACUGCAGCUGGAGAAACUACUACGACAGUUAAGAGAGUUUGUGUGUUACCGUUUUGCACGGAAGAGAGAGACUCAAUAUAG
Messenger RNA from Onthophagus taurus, 2733 nucleotides. The record is from RefSeq and is a predicted model, not a curated record. Lineage: Eukaryota; Metazoa; Arthropoda; Insecta; Coleoptera; Scarabaeidae.